This is a messenger RNA of Spodoptera littoralis (African cotton leafworm), 2037 nucleotides long. The record is from the annotation of a GenBank genome assembly. Lineage: Eukaryota; Metazoa; Arthropoda; Insecta; Lepidoptera; Noctuidae.
AUGGCGGCUCUUAGGGCAUUUUUAUUCUUUCUAACGCUAGGCGCGCGCGCGCACACAGCUGCAAUAACAGAGGCGCCCUCUGUACGCGCUGAUGACGUCACACUCACUUUGGAGCCGAUCCUCACUGGAGGAUUCCACCUCGUUCUGACUGAGGACAACCAACGUGAGGUGUUCGGUCAGGUCGGGCGCACGUUAGCAGCUCCAUUCACAGUAACUGACGUAGAAGGUGGUCUAUUGGUCAGGAUUGGCAAUGUGAACCUCACUAUCAACACCCUGUACGAGGCAGCCACCCAGGCUAGGGGCAUCAAGUUCAGCUGGGAAGCUGAUCAGUAUACCAGACUAGAGGACUGCAUCGAUUUCGGGACAAAACAUUGGUAUGCGGGACCUAUGCAAGUGGACCAGGUCUACCCAAUCGAAACUGCGACACAAGUCUACAGGCCAAGCUACAUUCAAGAAACCGACAAUGGUGCUAUCAUGGAGAGGUAUUGGCUCAACUCCGCAGGAGAGUACGUCAUUGUUCACGACAAGAUCCCACUCUUCGUGGACUACAAGAACAUUUUGAACAACCACAUAUGCUUCGGAGCCCAACUAGCAGGUCCCUACUCCACAAACAGACCACGUACUAUAUUAGCUUACGAUAUAUGGUUUUUGUCAGAUGUCAAAGCAGCUCACAAACACGCCAUUGCCAACUAUCUUGGCAAGCCUUCAGGAACUCCAGACUUCCAAAUGGUUCAGCAUCCAAUCUGGUCUACUUGGGCCCAAUACUCCAGAGAGAUCAACGAGACAAAGCUCCUGGACUUUGCUCAACAAAUUAGGGACAAUGGUUUCAACAACUCUCAGUUUGAGAUUGAUGACCAGUGGGAGACGUGCUAUGGCUCUCUUGUGGUGAAUGAGGAGAAGUUCCCUGACUUGAGGCAAACUGUGCAGGACCUCAAGGCUUUGGGAUACCGUGUCACGAUUUGGGCACAUCCUUUCAUUAAUAGAAACUGUGAUCCUUGGUUUUCGGAAGCUGUGGAUAGGGGCUUCUUCGUGUUGGAUGAGAGUUUAAGCACCAACACGUCAUGGUGGAACAACAAUGGUACCAAUGCUGGGUACAUUGACUUCACCAACCCAAAGGCUGCUGACUGGUACUAUGACAGACUUAAGGACGUACUCGACACUUAUGGAAUAGACAGCGUCAAGUUUGAUGCGGGAGAGGCUAGCUUUGCACCUGAGGUUGCCAUCCAGACAGGUGACAUUGAAUUCCAGCCCCAUCACUUGGUGCAACAGUACGCAAAAGUGUGCGCUACAUUCGGAAACAUGGUAGAAGUCCGAGCUGGAUUUAGGACCCAAGACCUUCCGAUAUACGUGCGCAUGGUGGACCGUGACUCCAUCUGGGGGCUGAACAACGGACUGGCCACUGUCAUCACAACCACCUUCCAGAUGAACCUGAACGGAUACCCCUUCGUGCUGCCAGACAUGAUCGGAGGCAACGGCUACAACCUAGACCACGAACAGGCGGAUUUGCCAACUAAGGAACUGUUCAUCAGAUGGGUGCAAGCCAACACAUUCUUGCCUGUGAUGCAGUAUUCAUUCGCACCUUGGAAUUUCGAUAAUGAGACAGUACAAAUAAGCAAGAAAUACACAGACCUUCACGCUGAAUAUGCAGACGUGAUCUUCGACGCCAUGGAGGCAGCAGUGGCUGAUGGAACUCCCGUCAACACUCCUCUCUGGUGGAUCGCUCCCAAUGAUGAAGAGGCUCUCGUGAUCUGGGAUGAAUAUCUCCUGGCAGAAACAGUUUUAGUGGCUCCAGUACUGACUGAAGGAGCUAGAUCUCGUGACAUCUACCUACCAGCUGGUGUUUGGUAUGAGGAAGGCGACUUGGAGAAACCUAUCGAAGGCCCCACAUGGAUCCGUAACUACCCAGCACCCUUAGACGUACUCCCAUACUUCGUCCGCGACAAAUCUGUAUCCCACGAUUCCAGUGUAUCUCUCUACACUUCUGCUAUCCUAGUAGUUUUAGGCUUAAUAACUAAUAUUAUUGCUAUAAGGAAUUAA